This is a messenger RNA of Setaria italica (foxtail millet), 1082 nucleotides long. RefSeq lists its product as uncharacterized. The record is from RefSeq and is a predicted model, not a curated record. Gene Ontology annotation, biological process: GPI anchor biosynthetic process. Bases 161 to 733 code for a protein of 190 amino acids. The transcript has 6 exons. NCBI's taxonomy places the organism in Eukaryota, Viridiplantae, Streptophyta, Magnoliopsida, Poales, Poaceae. Gene Ontology annotation, cellular component: glycosylphosphatidylinositol-N-acetylglucosaminyltransferase (GPI-GnT) complex.
AGUCGAAGCCCAAGCAACCCACCUCGCCUGUCGCUUCCAUCUCCCCGUCGUCCUCCCCGCCGCCGGCGCUGCCCCGGCGGCCGGCCUCCGACGGUCCGGCUCCGGCGCCUCUCUCGCGGUCACCUCUAGCCAGAAGUUGCUUUUUAGAUCUACUGGGACCAUGGAUCAAGAACAAAAAUGGGAAGCACCUUGUGGCAUCUAUACUUACAAGCAUCAUUGUAGCAUGGGAGUUGACGUCCACGAGAUCUUUGUUAAGAAGAGCAGCCUGCGGGUUGUCCUGUCGUACAUUGGCGUUGUGUUCCUUCUUGUGAAUGUCAGCCAACCAUUGCUGGCAAAGGAGAGCCUAUCCCUUGGAUCAGUUUGGAAUAUUACAUUUGCCAUUCUUGUUGCCAAAUGUUUGCAAUACAAACCUGUGAAGAAAGAGUCUGUAGUGAUUAUGCCAGCUUUUGGGGUUCAGCUAGAGAUCCAUUUUUGGAGUGGAAGAGUUGAUCGUCGUUUUGUGCCUAUUGGCAAGAUUCUGAAGCCACUGAUAAAUGAGUGUGUGACACCGGUGACCUGUUACUGGAGCUUGGCAUUGCUUUUGCGUGAUGAAGAGGAACUCCUGCUAGUUUUCCAGAAAUGUCGUCCUCCUGUCAAAAUGUUGGUUCCAGUAUGGAAAGCUCUCUGCACAUUGACAAACUCUGAACGCCUGAGCCCUUCUAGAGUUGAUAAACCAAACUCAUUAGAAAAAUGAGCGAUAUGGGGCUUCAUUGUAGAUAUAUACAUUGCUCCAAAGAAGCAUCCGCAGCUGAUCUAGACUAGAUUAUAUUAUUGGAACUAUUGGUGAUGUCAUAAGGAUUCACCAGUUCUAGGGGCACUGAUUGUUAGAAGGAAGUAUUUUGCCUGGUGAUUUGGACUGGAAGUACAUACUGCUUAACACUAACCAUUCAUGAUUCCAUAGUCCUGAUAUACUAGUACUACUAGCGGAUAGCAUUCAUUUUCUGAUGUAAUUUUCGGUGCACUCAUACCUGUGUAUGUGAUGCCACAUAUGAGCAAUUCAAAUGAACUUUGUGAUGUAUGGGAAGAUGCAAGGUUUUGUUAAA